GUGAUUUUAAUAUUAGAAGCGAUCGCUAACUGCGAAGGAAAUUACUUUCGGUAGCCUGUUAAUCCUUUUGCAGAGCUCACAAUGGCAAUCGAUAGAAAACUUUCCCUGGUGGCUUUUUUGUGUGGAUUACUCUGCAUCGCUGGAGCCAGUUCAAGAAACAAGACCGUGUCUGAAAUUCUUGACAAACUCUUAAUGAAGGGAAACUACGACUCCAGGUUAAGACCCCAUUAUAACGGUGGGCCUGUGGAUGUCACUGUAGGCUUCUGGGUUCUGUCAAUUGAUGCAAUUAAUGUGAUGGAUAUGGACUUUUCGCUAGACAUCUUUUUGCGUCAAGCGUGGCAAGACGAGCGACUUGAUCACGGCCUCAGUCAGACCAUGUUUCUAAGCAACUUUGUGAUGGAUCGCAUCUGGAUGCCAGACUCGUAUUUUGUGAACGCUAAGCAAGGCUCUUUCCAUAAAGUCACCACAGACAACGUAAUGAUCAUGAUCAAACCAGGAGGGAUGGUUUACUACAACGCCAGACUGACGAUAAAAGCGGCCUGUCCCAUGGAUCUAAGAAAGUUUCCCAUGGACACUCAACAUUGUCCUUUAACAAUUGAGAGUUACGGCUACAGUGCUGACCACAUCAGAUUCAGAUGGGAGAAGGACCUUACAGACGGAAUGUCAUUUGUGCCCGGCAGCACCAAAAUGCUGCCUCAAUACCGAUUAACUCAGCUGAGUCUGGCAAAGACGUACAACGAAUAUGUGGUUGGCGACUGGUCGGGUAUAAAGGCAACAUUUACUUUUGAGCGAAUGUCCAGUUACUUCCUAAUCCACGUGUAUGGCCCAUGUGCAUUAAUCGUUAUCAUCUCUUGGAUCACUUUCGUGCUGCCCCGCAGCUCUCCUCCUGCACGUGUCACACUGGGCGUUACCUCUGUCCUUACUGUUGUCACCAUUCUUAAUUUGCUCAACAAUUCCAUGCCAAAGGUGAAUUAUGUCAAAACCAUCGACAAAUACCUCAUCGGAUGUUUUCUUUUCGUAUUCGCAAGUUUGAUAGAAUAUUCACUGGUGCUGUUUCUGGCCAGAAGUAUGAAAAAAUAUCAAGAAUCGGACAAGGACAAGAAAAACAAUGAAAAAGACAUCACAAAGGGUGCUUGUAGUAACAGAACAAUCAGUAAUGGGACUGUCGCCCUUUCAGGGAGACAUAAGCAAGAAAAGAUCUGCAGCCCCCAACUGGAGAUGGUGGAAUUUGCAAAAAUGGAGCAAGAGCUAAUGAUAAGGGAUUCUCCAGAAGAUAAGAGUGAGGAAAGCAAAUGGCUGUGCCUCGAGAAAUGGAGAAAUAAUUUGUACACAGAGGCCAGUGUUCUGGCAAUAGACGAAAUUUCUCUUGUACUAUUUCCAGUCAGUUUUGGCAUUUUCAACCUCAUCUAUUGGACUUCUAUCGCCAAUGAUACAGUACUGUAAUGGUUUGGGCUGUUCAAAGCUUUCUUUUUAUUUUGUCUCGUUAUUUUGUCCUCUUAAGGGAGCCUUUGUUGAACAAGGAAAAUAACUGAUACAAGCGAACAAGUCAAGACUCCUGAGGAGCCUACUUAAUCACUACCGCCAGAGUUUACCUCCGAUUUCGUGGCAUGAAACAACAAAGAGUAAGAACAACUCCUCCUUCGAUAGGCCGUUAGUUUGUUGCAUGCUUCCCCCAGUAUUUACUCACUUUUCCUUGACAGUUUGCUUGAAUCUCUCCUCAUCUUUGGGUCAGAGCUUCCGACCUUCCGUCAGAGUUCCAACCUUCCGUCAGAGUUCCAACCUUGCUUCUUAUCGCACGUGGGUGGUUUUUAGUAAAAAUAAAUCAGAUUGCAAAAUGUUGGGCUAAGAAUUCAUUUUGAUCAUACCAAACGCUUGAGAUUUAAUGAUAUUAUGUCGAUUUAUUCGUCUAGGAGGACGGAGCCUCAGCAAAGAUAUACUUUAAGCUGUUAUUACAUACAUGAACCUUUGAUUGAUGACAUGGUUACACUAAACAACCCGAAAUAUGUGCAAUAGGUCUUUUAUCGUAUUUCCUCUUAAUCCUGUUAAAUUUCAUUCAGACUUAAGUAAGAGAUCCUAAAAUUUAAAGGGCGAAAUUUAUAGAAUAAGGAGGACUGUUUUAGGUUGUAAUUUUAGGUAAAUAAACUGAUCUUUUCGUCAUUUUGAAGCCAGUCAACUGUUUCUUAUAAAUGAAAAAUUUGGGUUUUCUCUAGCCACAGGGUAAGAUCACUCCCUACACUGACAAAGAAAAAGCAAACACUUACUCGUAGAGUCGUAUCUACAACUAAGAAAACAUUACGUAAAUAAACAUAUAGCACUAUCGACAUAAUUUGAAUAAAAAAGGGUUUACGUUA
Stylophora pistillata is the source of this 2351-nucleotide messenger RNA. RefSeq names its product gamma-aminobutyric acid receptor subunit beta-3. Lineage: Eukaryota; Metazoa; Cnidaria; Anthozoa; Scleractinia; Pocilloporidae. Gene Ontology annotation, cellular component: membrane. Gene Ontology annotation, biological process: monoatomic ion transmembrane transport. The record is from RefSeq and is a predicted model, not a curated record. Gene Ontology annotation, molecular function: extracellular ligand-gated monoatomic ion channel activity; transmembrane signaling receptor activity.